CUGGUGCCUGUUGUAGAGCUGUCUCCUCAGUGCCUCCAACACUGCCGUGUCGGGCCCGGUCACAAUAUUCGUUCUCCUUACGUUGUUGGAACUGAGACCACAGUUUGAUCGGUUAUUGUAGUCCGAAUAAAAAGACUCGUGUUGGCCUAGGCAGCGAUCAUGUCGUCAGGAGACAAGCAGCAGCAGCUGACCAGCGUGGACGAAUGUUUGGAGAAACAUCUCCCGCCUGCUGAACUGGCCGAGGUCAAGAGGAUACUUUACGGACGAGAUGUGCCGCGCAUAACGCUGCCACAGUCAGCCCUGGACGCCGCUCAGGAGGGCAGCUUUGAGAUCAAGGCCUUCAAGUUCGAUGCUGCCAAGGAAGACAUAACAACUCCUCGCGUAGUGCGUGUCGGACUCGUGCAGAACAAGAUCGUGCUGCCCACAACGGCCCCUGUACAGCAGCAGCGCGACGCUCUCCUCGCCCGCUGUGCCACCAUAGCGCGGGCCGCGGCAAUGGCGGGGGUCAAUGUCUUGUGCCUGCAGGAAGCUUGGAACAUGCCCUUCGCCUUCUGCACGCGAGAAAAGCUACCGUGGUGCGAGUUCGCUGAGCCUGCAGAAGACGGACCAACCACGCAGUUCAUUCAGAAGAUUGCGCGAGAGCACAACAUGGUGAUCAUCUCACCCAUACUGGAGCGAGACACCAAUCACGGCGACGUGCUGUGGAACACUGCGGUGGUGGUGAGCAAUACUGGCCGCGUCAUCGGCAAGUCGAGGAAGAACCACAUCCCCAGAGUGGGCGACUUUAAUGAGAGCACCUACUACGAGUCUGGCAACACCGGGCACCCCGUCUUCAGCACUCAGUUCGGGAAGCUAGCCGUGAACAUCUGCUACGGACGGCAUCACCCUCAGAACUGGAUGAUGUACGGCAUCAACGGCGCUGAGAUCGUCUUCAAUCCUUCCGCUACUCUGGACGGCCUCAGCGAGCCUCUGUGGGGCGUCGAGGCCCGCAACGCGGCCAUAGCCAACAGCUACUUCACGUGCGCCAUCAACCGCGUGGGUACAGAGCACUACCCGCGCCCCUUCACCUCGGCAGACGGCCAGCCCGCGCACCACGACCUUGGUCACUUCUACGGCUCCUCCUACGUCACGGCUCCUGACGGCUCUAGGACGCCUGGUUUGUCGCGCACCAGCGACGGCUUGCUGGUGGUGGAGAUGGACCUCAAUUUAUGCCGCCAAAUCAAAGACAAGUGGGGCUUCAGGAUGACCCAGCGGCUUGAGCUGUACGGACCGCUGUUGUCGGCGGCUGCUCGGCCCGACUUCAAGCCUCAGAUCAUCUCCGACUCCUUCACUGACUAGUGAUACUAAUAGGUCGUUAUGGCAGACAGUCCAUGUUUUAUGACAAUCGUGAUUUUAUUGAAAACAUCAAUGGCAAUGAUCAAAUUAUAUUGUAUUAUUGAAUGAAACUCUUCCAUACUUCACAAGUGAAGCUGAUAAAUUCAUCGCCGUAUUCACUCAUCGCUAUAUGCCUGCGAUAACUAAGUAGAAUACCUACAUAAGAAUAGGAGAAUUGCAAAAAUGUUAAUUUUACGAGUUUAAUAAAUCUUUUACACAAUGA
Messenger RNA from Hyalella azteca, 1597 nucleotides. Its product is annotated as beta-ureidopropionase. The transcript has 10 exons. The record is from RefSeq and is a predicted model, not a curated record. The coding region runs from base 160 to 1338 and encodes 392 amino acids. Gene Ontology annotation, molecular function: beta-ureidopropionase activity. Lineage: Eukaryota; Metazoa; Arthropoda; Malacostraca; Amphipoda; Hyalellidae.